AUGCGAUGCGCGAGCAAGGCCGCCGAGAGCGCGUCCGCACGUCUCUGUGCGGACGCCGAAGCAGAAACCACAGCAACUGAUGUCCCAUCGGUUGCUGAAGCGACUCAGCCUGUGUCACUUGGUGACGCAGGCGCUCGUCAUGAAGACACUCAUGUCUUCUCAGAGUAUGAGCUCGGUGUCUCAUACUCUCCUGAUACGGAAGACGGAUCCGUAUCGACGGCGAUCGAAACCAAGCAGCCUGCCAAGCGUAGCAUGGAUGAUGCUAUGCGUCGCAGCAUCUUUGGUUCAUCUGAUGAAUCAGAAGAACCAUCGCCGAAGCGAAGGCGCUCGAGGUCGCGAGACUCGGGCGCGAACAGUGGUGUCGGUUCUCCCAUUGAUGCCACUUCGCAACGAGGUGCCAGUCCUUCUGUCGGCACGUCGCAGGAAGAGCGGGACGGCAGUGUGUUGCGUCUCGCUCCCGAGAAGAAGGAAUGGAUGCCUCCAAAGUCAGUCAUGAAUCGCUUGUCGGCGACGACAAGUGAUCGCUAUCGAACACGGGUGUUCGAUUCGUCAAGGAUCCAUCACCUUGACCCCAGCGCGAAAGACUAUCGCGCUGAACAUGAAUUCUUCAUCGAUGCUUUCUUUAGACAUCGAUGGUACAGUGGGAAUCACAAGCGUGAUGAACCCUCACUGCUUCAAGCGUGGAACGCCUACAUCCAUAACCUUGAGGAUGUAGGUCGUGAUGUUUGGAACGACAAACUUAUCAAAGCUCGUGAUAAGUUUGAAAAGCGAACCCCGACAGGUGCACGCUACAAUCUGCAUCGUCUGUCAAGGGAGAAAGGAUUACCCUGCCUCUCUUGGGAAAACUGGUGCUAA
Messenger RNA from Peronospora matthiolae, 855 nucleotides. The record is from the annotation of a GenBank genome assembly. NCBI's taxonomy places the organism in Eukaryota, Oomycota, Peronosporomycetes, Peronosporales, Peronosporaceae.